GGUUAAUUACAUGGGCGUGGCCUUGUUAUUAUUUCCUUUUUCAAAAUGGCGUCAGAAGAUUCUAGAGAUUUUGAGCCAUAUCCCGCCCUUGUUACCUGGUUGGAGAAUUGUCUGGUACUAUCAGGAGCUGGUGGAGGUUAUUCUAUGGAUAUUAGUGACAUCUCUGAUGGAACUGCAAUAGCAGCUUGCCUAAUGCACGUUGAUCCCCAGUACUUCACUAAGCAAUGGGGUACGAAGAUAAUUCCGGAAGCUUCCGCCAGCUGGAGACUGAAGAUGAGCAACUUAAAGAAGAUCCUAAAGUCAAUGCAGGAGUAUUAUGGAGAGACGCUUCAUGUCAAUCUCGGGAAAUUCACCAUACCAGACGUCUCGAAAAUUGCUGAACACAGUAAUGAGGAAGAGAUGGUUCGUUUGUUGCAGCUGCUCUUAGGUAUUGCAGUUCAGUGUGAAGAUAAAGAAAGUAAUUGA
Amphimedon queenslandica is the source of this 465-nucleotide messenger RNA. Its product is annotated as protein Hook homolog. Gene Ontology annotation, biological process: cytoskeleton-dependent intracellular transport; cytoplasmic microtubule organization. Bases 46 to 465 code for a protein of 139 amino acids. Lineage: Eukaryota; Metazoa; Porifera; Demospongiae; Haplosclerida; Niphatidae. The transcript is spliced from 4 exons. Gene Ontology annotation, cellular component: cytoplasm; centrosome. Gene Ontology annotation, molecular function: dynein light intermediate chain binding; microtubule binding. The record is from RefSeq and is a predicted model, not a curated record.